UUUCGAAUGAAACCCACAUCGUUUCUCGUUGGCCUUGCAGCUCUGGUCGGGCUCGCGUCAGCCGAAUGCCCCGGCGGGUGCUCUGGCAAUGGUGUGUGCGGUCCCCGCGAUAUGUGCUACUGUUUCAAGAACUACGCCGGCAACGACUGCGCCCAGCGCGUGUGCCCGUUUGGGUUUGCCCACGUCGACACGCCCAAAGGCGACUUGGACAUGGAUCGCAACCAAAAGACGGCCGGGUGGAUCUUGGAUCAGUCCCAAGUGUACCCGUACAAAACGUACGAGUGGUUUAACCCGGAUGCCAAGACGAAUGAAGCGCACUUUUACAUGGAGUGCUCCAACAUGGGGAUUUGCGAUCGCUCGACCGGCAUUUGCGGCUGCUUUCCCGGAUUUGAAGGGUCGGCGUGCCAGCGCGCGCAGUGUGCGAAUAACUGCAACGGCCGCGGCGUGUGUAAGUCGCUGUCGGAAAUUGCCGCCUCGGCCGACGCCAAGGGAAAGUUGACGGGAAAUCCCCACGACAAAGUCGCCACCAAGUACAACUUAUGGGACGCCAACGUCGGGCACGCAUGCGUGUGCGACCCGUGGUUCACCGGCGCUGACUGCUCGCGCCGCGCGUGCAAACUCGGCGUCGAUCCGCUCUACAUGGCAGCUGGGUUCCCCGUCCUGGAAACGUUCAUCAUUUACACUGGGAUUGUGCCCGCGUCGACUCACCUGGACUCCGCCAAUUCUUGGUAUCGCCUUCGUGUGUUUGACUCGUACGGCGCGGGGUAUAUCACCGACCGCAUCCCGAUCUACGCCACUGCAGACGUUGCCAAGGCCGUCGCGGCGGUGGAAAAGGCGUUCCUGGAUAUCCCGAACGCGGUCUUUUCCGCGAUUGAUUGCGACUCUGCGGGCGUGGCUGGGACGGUUGGUCAAGGCGUGAUGACAGAUGCUGUCGCGAGCGAAGAAGGCACAGUCAUUGUGUGCCAAUACGUGGACAACCCUGGCCGCAUGCGCUUGCCAGAAGUGGCGGAAUCCCGCUUUGCCAUCACAGGCAAUGUUGUCCAGACGACAGGAACGCGCGCGUUUGUUGCAGCUGGCGACCGCCGCGGCGAAAACAGGGAAUGGAUCACGACCCAGUCUGUCUUUGCAUUCGACGGCACGACGGCGUCGACAACCGUGUUCUCGAUCAAACCUGCCGACCCUACCACGACCCCAUCAACCGUCGCCCCGAUCGCCGCCAACUCGAUCAUUAAGAUCCGUGACCGCCACUUCCUCGUCGCGUCGGUGCAAACGACUGCGUCGAUCACGGUCGUUUGGCCGUACACCGGUCCAACAUUUGCCGACUACUCGACCAUCUUUUACUCGCCGUCGCUCACUGUUGCCGCGGAUGCCACUUCCAAAAUUGUUGCGUGGGCGGUCGGCUCCGACACGUUUGAAAUCGAUGUGGACCCGACGUCGCUGGUCGUGGGCAGCAAGAUCUUCUACCAGAACGUGUACUACUUUGUCCGAUCCAUGUCGCUGACGACAACCCCCAAGACCGUCACGGUGGAUCGAAAAUUCAACGGAAAAGCUGCCGAUGGUACAGCCGUUGCUUCAUCCACGGACGGCCUCUUCAUCGUGUCGAUGCCGAGUCCUGCCACGGGCUUCUUCGAGUACGUUUCCGAGUGCUCCGGACGCGGCAUGUGCUCCCGAGACACGGGCAUCUGCUCGUGCUUCAAGGGCUACACCGAAGACAAUUGCAACAACCAGAACAUCCUGGCGUUCUAGGCAUCGACUUUCCCCUUGUAUACUUUCCAAUACACUGUGCCGUUUUCACGUGAUGCACCACGUUUCAUUGGCUAGUUUUCAAACGUACAGGAUUUCGAUUGGCUUAUGUUUUCUUCACCCUGAUAUUUCAACCAAUCAAAUUGUACACACAUUUGAACGACUUGCUGUCCAACGUGGCAGCGCCAUUUGCU
This is a messenger RNA of Aphanomyces invadans, 1937 nucleotides long. RefSeq lists its product as hypothetical. The transcript has 2 exons. The record is from RefSeq and is a predicted model, not a curated record. Bases 7 to 1746 code for a protein of 579 amino acids. NCBI's taxonomy places the organism in Eukaryota, Oomycota, Saprolegniomycetes, Saprolegniales, Verrucalvaceae.